This is a messenger RNA of Podarcis lilfordi (Lilford's wall lizard), 8759 nucleotides long. Lineage: Eukaryota; Metazoa; Chordata; Lepidosauria; Squamata; Lacertidae. The record is from the annotation of a GenBank genome assembly.
AUGAAGUGUUUUGAGGAUCCCGACUAUGAGGAGCUGUUAAAUGUUGCCAGAAAUGGGUUGGGAAAGGCUUCAAAUCCAAAGACCAUUGUGAUUGUUGGGGCAGGAAUAAGCGGGCUCACUGCUGCCAAAUUACUGAAAGAUGCGGGACAUCAGGUAAUUGUACUAACAAAGGCUGCAAUCCUGUGUACACUUUCCUUGGGGUCAAGUGGAUUUACUUUCCUUGGGGUCAAGUGGGGUCAAGUAGCCAUGCAUAGGGACGCGGGUGGCGCUGUGGGUUAAACCACAGAGCCUAGGACUUGCCGAUCAGAAGGUCGGCGGUUCGAAUCCCCGUGACGGGGUGAGCUCCCGUUGCUUGGUCCCUGCUCCUGCCAACCUAGAAUUCGAGAGCACACCAGUGCAAGUAGAUAAAUAGGUACCGCUCUGGCGGGAAGGUAACCGGCGUUUCCGUGCGCUGCUCUGAUUCGCCAUAAGCGGCUUAGUCAUGCUGGCCACAUGACCCGGAAGCUGUAUGCCGGCUCCCUUGGCCAAUAAAGCGAGAUGAGCGCUGCAACCCCAGAGUCGGUCACGAUUGGACCUAAUGGUCAGGGGUCCCUUUACCUUUACCUUUAGCCAUGCAUAGGUCUGCAAUCUGAGAAACACAGGUCUUUAAUCUUGACAAAAAGGAGGAAGAAGGGGGGUGGGUCUAAAAUGAGUGGUUCUGCAGAACAUGGGCUCUUUCACCUGCCAUUUGAGACCCUUAAUUGUAGGUGCCAAGGUUUGAACUUGAGAGUUCCGGCCUGCGCAUUUUGCCCCAUGUAAUGAAGCUAUUGCACCUCCUAUGUGCAGAGUUAUGUUUUUCGCAUCCAUGCUUGCAGGGGCCAAUGAAACUACUAUGAAACUAAUGAAGCUUAAGCUUUGGGGCUCUUAAUCUCGGAGGGGUCCCAGAUGUGACUUUAGCCCACUAUGCAUAUUUUUGGGGGGUCAUCUAGGUAAAAAGGUAAAGAACCCCUGGACGGUUAGGUCCAGUCAAAGAUGACUAUGGGGUGCAGCGCUCAUCUUGCUUUCAAGCCGAGGGAGCCGGCAUUUGUCCACAGACAGCUGUCCGGGUCACAUGGCCAGCAUGACUAAACCACUUCUGGCGCAACGGGACACCGUGAUGGAAACCAGAGCACACAGAAACACCGUUUACCUUCCCGCCGCAGCAGUACCUGUUUAUCUACUUGCACUGGUGUGCUUUUGAACUGCUAAGUUGGCCUUUCAGAAUAUUUAGAAUUAGCCAAAUAGACAGAUAUAAUAAGACAAAAACCAAAAAGUGAAGUGAAAAAGGAAUGGGAAUGUCUAAAUGAAUACCUUAAAAGCCAAGGUUCGAGGACAGAAAUCUGGCUGAGUCUGGAAUAACCUUGUGAAGUGAAAGGAUAAGAAAGAGGGAUUUAUAUCUGGAUGCUAGGAUAGAGAUGAUAAGGAAACAGGAAAACACAAUGAGAGGUAAAAGAGGUGCUGUGGGAUUGGUGGAAGCCAAUGUUUGUUUUUCUUUUUAGUAUUUAUAUUAUUAACUUGUAAGAUAUGGAUUUGUGGGGUUUUUUUGAAUGUCGGUUUUUGUGUUUUGUGUAUUGUUAUUUUUUGAUAUUUUUCGUGUUGUGUGGAAAAUACUAAUAAAAUUUAUAAUUUUAAAAAAAUGAACUGCUAGGUUGGCAGGAGCUGGGACAAAGCAACGGGAGCUCACUCUCUUGUGCGGAUUCGAACUGCCAACCUUCUGAUCAGAAAGCCCAAGAAGUUCAGUGGUUUAGACCACAGCGCUACCUGCAUCCCUUUUGGGUCUACUAGACCCCAUUUGAGUUGGACAACUCAAAUUCAUUAUUUUUGUUGUAUGUAUUUCAACAAUCCCAAAGUUUGGGAGUCCGUAACACAAAUCUUAUAAAGGUGUGGUGAUCUGUCGUGGAACAACCCCACUCAAGAAAGUGGUUGCCCCAACCUUGUUUCUGGUUGUGAAGGGGUCCCCAUGACAGUCCAAGCCUAAGGAUCCCCCAAAUGUAGGUGUGCUUGUUUGUUUCUGGAGCAGCAAUCGGUAAGGAAGUGAAGCAUAAACAGCGACAAUGCAUUUGUUCCUAGGUUCAGAUUCUGGAAGCCAGUGACCGCAUUGGGGGUCGGAUAAAGACCUAUCGUGAGAAAGACUGGUACAUGGAUAUGGGACCGAUGCGUCUGCCCAAGGCACAGAAGUAAGGCAAAAAGCUUGUUGCCAAUCAUGCACAAAACUCAUUCUGUUUUAGAAACAUCUGCGGAUGAAGUACUUCAUUUUACCUUGUACCCUCCUUCCCAUUUCCUGGAAUUAGCAGUUGGUGUGGUUUUUUUUAGUUUUGAGUCGGCGUCUGCCUAGAGAGCAGACUUGGGAAGGGGAAGUGCGAAGGGUAUCGGGUGGUUGCUCGAGAGCAAUCAGGCAAGAUGCCUCACUGGUCUGUUCUAAAGCUUUAUUAUUGGUGCUAAAAACCUUUACACUGCAGAGUGCCUCUAUUCCAUGUCUUGCUCAUUCACUGGCAGAAUCUGAGAGUGGGCGGUCCUUAAAUCUUCCCCAGCAGUCUCUUGAUCCCCAGUCUACGCCUCCCCUCUCUGCGCGAAAGCCUACUGCGCAAGGAAGGCUUGGGUAACAGGGAACCUCCCUCCUCCCUGCUUUGCUCAGGCAAGGUGUCCUGGCACCGCCUUGCAUCCUCCGAGCCCUGCAUCUCCUCCUCACUAGAGGCGUGGCUUCCUUCCUCCGCUGAGGAAGUGCUGCUUCCCAUGAUCUUUGGGGGCUCUCUGUAAUCCAUCCGCCCUUUCCCCUCUUGCCCCUGAGUCGAUAGCAGUUCCCUGACAGGAAGUGACCCUACAAGACCUGCUGCAUUCUUGGCCAUAACAAAAUAUGUUCAGCCUUUCGUUCCUAUCAGGCAUUAUCCUCCCUUCUGAUCUGUGGGUGUGUAAUGAAUGCUUCGCAGCCUUGCUAGCAUCCCUGAAUAUGAAAGUAUCAUGUCCUGUUAUAUUAUUUUACACAUAUACUUUUUUAAAAAAGGCCUUUCUUACUCCUUUCCCCCGCAGAAUUGUUCGUGAAUAUAUUAAGAAAUUCAACCUCACGUUAAACCGGUUUGUUCAGACGGAUAAGAAUGCCUGGUACUUCAUUAGAAAUAGAAAGGAAAAAGUGUCUGCGGUGGAGGAAAACGCCAAGCUGUUUGGAUAUGAAGUGGCUCCCAAUGAGAGAGGGAAAUCUGCCUCUAAACUCUUCCACGAGUCACUGGAUCGGGUAGGUGUUUUGUAAAGAGGCUGUGUGUUCAUGAACCAGCUUGCCUGCAUCUUAAGGUCUUCUGGUAAGGCCUGGCUCCAAGUACCCUCUUCCGAUCACAUAGGACUAUAAAGGCCCGCCCACUCUAGCAUCCUGUUUCUAGCCAACCAGAUGCCUAGGCAAAACCAGCAGCAGGGCCUGCGUUCAGCAGCCAUUUUCCCAAGUAGUGGUCAGCAAACUGGCAUCGCUCGCCCGGCUUCCCAAUGCCGAGCACUGCUGCUGGUUACAAAGAGGGAGAAGGGCAAGAUUGGUGGGGUCCAGGACAGAGCCCAUGCACCCCACUGCACCCACACUACAAGGAGUUAGUUCCACAACACUUUGGCCCUUGGGAAGCCAGGUAACCACUGCCACGCUGCCCUGCUGACUGACGCUGCCUCUCCCUGCUUGUGAUUACCUGCAGCAGGUAUUCAGUUCGGCAUGGGAACUGGUUACUCCCUUUAGCAGAUACACACUAUGCUUCUACAAAGGCCUUCCCAUGGUGGUGCUCCAAUUUUUAAUUGGGGGGAGGGAAUGCCCUUCACAGGGAGGGAGGCUGGCUGGCCUGGCUGUGACCAUACAAGCUUUGGGGGGGGGCAAAUUAAGGCCUUUCUAUUGGCAAAGGCAGGGACGUGGGUGGCGCUGAGGGACGCGGGUGGCGCUGUGGAUUAAACCACAGAGCCUAGGACUUGCCAAUCAGAAGGUCGGCAGUUUGAAUCCCCACAACGGGGUGAGCUCCCGUUCCUCAGUCCCUGCUCCUGCCAACCUAGCAGUUCAAAAGCACGUCAAAGUGCAAGUAGAUAAAUAGGUACCGCUCCAGUGGGAAGGUAAACGGUGUUUCCAUGCGCUGCUCUGGUUCGCCAGACUCAUGCUGGCCACAUGACCCGGAAGCUGUACGCCGGCUCCCUCGGCCAAUAAAGCGAGAUGAGCGCCGCAACCCCAGAGUCGGCCACGACUGGACCUAAUGGUCAGGGGUCCCUUUACCUUUAUUAGCAAAGGCACGUCAGACUAUGGAUGAUUUCUGGAGUUACUUUCUUGUCUGCUCUUCCCAUCUUUUCUUUCUUUUCUCUUCACGCUUUUCGCAAAGCUUCUUUUUCGGUUUCGCACUGUGUUCCUCUGUUGCGUGGAUUCAUUUUGCUCACCCGUUGUUGCGCAAGCCUUGCGUCUUUUGACGAGGGUGGUGACUUUUAAUUGUCAAGGCUUUAUGAUGAAGGGCUUAAAACAAACAAACAAAUAAAGCAACACAUGCCCUCCACAUCGCACAUAAGACAACUCCCAUAAUAUAAUAUCGUCAGAGCAUAUCAGUUAACAUAAGAAUCACUUAAUAAAUCUUCAAAUGUGACCAGAGUGUUUUUUCUUAACCGAAUACUGAAUGAAUGUUUUAAGGCUGGUGAGGAAGGUUUCAAAUGGGCAUUUCUGAUCCAGUAACAAUAUUUAUGUUUACCAUGCAGGUCACAAAAAACUGCACGAUUUUGAAGGAAAAAUACGACUCAUAUUCCGUCAAGGUAGGCAAAGUGGGCCUUUGCUUGUCUGCAGUAUUUUUACUUUGAUCUGGAUUGUCGCCCUUGUGUAAAACUUUUGUAUGAGUUACCAGUGCGAAUGGUUGAUGGCUGAACUUCGCCUGCUUGUUCUCUGUCUUAAUGGUUCAUUAACGUUAAACAGAACUUGAACUAAACAGCCUUUUGAAUCAAAGACUGUCCUCUGUAAAGUGGGCCACCUGGCAGCACGUUCAGGUACAUGCGCACCACACUAAAUCAAUGGAGCUAUCCUCUUAGCACGUUAGUGGACAUGGGCAGGCUCUGACAGCCUGUGCAUUUGCACUAACAGUGAAAAUACAGUGGUACCUCGGGUUAAGUACUUAAUUCAUUCCGGAGGUCCGUACUUAACCUGAAACUGUUCUUAACCUGAAGCACCACUUUAGCUAAUGGGGCCUCCUACUGCUGCUACGCCCCCGGAGCACGAUUUCUGUUCUCAUCCUGAAGCAAAGUUCUUAACCCGAGGUAAUAUUUCUGGGUUAGCAGAGUCUGUAACCUGAAGCAUAUGUAACCUGAAGUGUAUGUAACCCGAGGUACCACUGUUUGCUAAAAUUAUCAUUAGGCUCAUAGAAUCUUUGCCUGGUUGGGAAAUUGGAUGCAGAAGACAAAACAGGAAUGGGGAAUCUGUGACCAUACUGUUGGACUAUGUUUGCGGAUAAAUUAGCUACAGUGGACGCUCAGGUUGCGAACGUGAUCCGUGCGGGAUGCACGUUCGCAACCUGCCUUUGCGUGUCUGCGCACGCGCGGGUUGCGCUUCGGUGCUUCUGCGCAUGCGCAAAGCGCGAUUUAGUGCUUCUGCACAUGCGUGACUGCUGAAACCCGGAAGUAACCCGUUCCGGUACUUCCGGAUUUCAGUAGUCCGCAACCCGAAAAAACGCAACCUGAAGCGGCUGUAACCCGAGGUAUGACUGUCUAGCUCAAAUAAGGAAGCAUGUGUACUUUUAACUAGCCUUUCUCUAGCUAAUCCCCACCCCCAUUUCCUCCAAACAGGAAUAUUUAAUCAAAGAAGGAAAUCUGAGCAAGGGAGCAGUAGAUAUGAUUGGUGACCUCUUGAACGAAGAAGGUGGAUUCUACACUUCAUUUAUUGAUUCUGCUAUGGACUAUGUGACCUUCUAUGACGAUGACAGGUAAAGGGGAGGGGAUAUUGUAUCAGCUUCAUUAAUACUGUAACUGAGUUGGAUGGAGUUUUGGUUUCUCAUUAUUCCAACCUGAAGGAGCGUCUCCACCCCCAUUGUUCAGCCCGGACACUGAGAUCCAGCUCCGAGGGCCUUCUGGUGGUUCCCUCACUGUGAGGUUACAGGGAAUCAGGCAGGGGGGCCUUCUCGGUAGUGGCAUCCACCCUGUGGAAUUCCCUCCCCUCAGAGGUUAAGGAGAUGAGUACUUAUAUAGCAUCUGAAGGCAGCUCUGUAAAAGGAAGAUUUUAAAGGCUUAAUGUUCUAUUAUGUUUUCAUAUAUGCCGAAAGCCGCCCAGAGGGGCUGGGGCAACCCAGUUGGAUGGGUGGGGUACAAAGAAUAAAUUAUUAUUAUAUUAUAAAUUUGGUUGUCCACAUCUCCACUUCAGUUUGCAGAUUUAUUUAUUUAUUAAGUCCUUGUGAAAAUUUAACUGCGCUUUUCUCCUAAUAUAUGCAUUUGGAAGAAGAUCUGUAGAUUAUUAUUAUCAUUUAUUUAUUUAUUUAUUUAUAUCCUGCCCAUCUGGCUGGGUUUCCCCAUCCACUCUGGGUGGCUCCCAACAGAAUAUUAUUAAUAAUAAUAAAGCAAAAAUCAAAAUAAAAAAAUCAAACAUUAAAAACUUCCCUAAACAGGGCUGCCUUCAGAUGUCUUCUAAAAGUCAGAUAGUUGUUUAUUUCCUUGACAUCUGAUGGGAGGGUGUUCUACAGGGCAGGUGCCACUACAGUGGUAACUUGGUUUUCGAACAUAAUCCAUUCCGGAAGACCAUUCAAGUUCUGAAACUUUUGAAAACCGAAAACUCAAUAUGAAAGCCUCAAUACAGAAAACUCAAUACGGAAGCCCUGUGGCAUGUUCUCCAUCUGAAAAGCGUUCAAAAACAGAAGCAUUUACUUCCGGGUUCACAGCCUUCGAAAACUGAAAUGUUGACCAACGGAGACGUUCGAAAACCGAGGUACCACUGUACCGCCGGCCCUAUUACUAGGCAAAGUGAGGUGGCUGCCUUAGGUAGCAGAUGCAAGCUGUUGGAGGACAGAGUUGUGCAUGUCACACAGACUGCACUAUGGCUUCUAAGCCAGUUUGCUUCCUUCAGGUGUAGGGGUUGGUCCACUGCCAGUUCAGUCAGCUUCCAAGCACAGAAUGGUAGUGGACACGAUCUUGGAAUAGCAUUGGAGGGGCAACGUCUUGCCCUUUGCCUCAGGUGGCAAAAUGUCUUGGUCCUGUUGGAAGUUUGGUAAAUAUAUACAGUGGUACCUUGGGUUACAUACGCUUCAGGUUACAGACUCCGCUAACCCUGAAAUAGUACCUUGGGUUAAGAACUUUAUCUCAGGAUGAGAACAGAAAUCGUGUGGCGGCGGCAGCAGGAGAACCCGUUAGCUAAAGUGGUGCUUCAGGUUAAGAACAGUUUCAAGUUAAGAACGGACCUCUGGAACGAAUUAAGUUCUUAACCCGAGGUACCACUGUACUGCAGGGGUGUGCAGAAAGAAGUAGCCGGAAAGUAUAACGAAAACUCAUGGCGCACAAAGUCAUUCUUAGGCUUUACAUGGAGCCAAGAUGGAGCCAAGAAGUUAACUCCAGGACAUGCUAACUCAACCUGGAAAAGAAGCAGGAAGGAAGUAAAACCUGAGAUGAAAUAAGCUGCUUUCUCAACAAGUAGUUACUAAAUGAGAAGGAAUCAGGGAGGAAGGGAAGAAUAGGUUGCCUUUUGGUCUACCGUGUACCCCUUAUUGGGCCAACCAUUGCAACUUGAGGUAAAAAGGCUGGAGGUGUCACAAAGGAGGGCCAGAGAAACACAUAAAGAUAAGAAGCGGCACAGCGAGGGGAAAAUCAGCAGUGAAAUGUGAUGGCUGUGCUGCUCUGGAUACCAUCAUUAUAUGCCUUAGUAACUGUAGGAACCAGAGAAUAAUAAUAUGCCAUUUUGCUCUUGGGAAAUGUUGCAGGGAGCAUAUUUUGCUUGGGUUGCUCACCCUGUUCAAUGUCUUUUCCUUUCCUUUCUUUUUCUGCUCCUGUUUCCUCCUUCUACCUCCCCAAGUUUUGAGGAAAUCACAGGAGGAUUUGACCAGCUCCCCAACGGCUUCUCCCGGGAAAUGCCCGGGACAAUCCGUCUAAGCUGCAGCGUCGAGAAAAUACUUAGCACCGGCAAGAAAGUGAGGGUGUUUUACCGCAAGCGGGGCAAAGGAACCUUGUCGAGUCUGACCGCCGACUACGUCAUCGUCACGGCGACGGCGAAAGCCGCUCGGCUCAUCAAAUACCAGCCUCUUCUUUCCCACCCCAAGGCUCGCGCUCUGCGCUCUUUUCAUUACGCAAGCUCUACCAAAAUCGCCUUGGCCUGCACAGACAGGUUUUGGGAGAAAGACGGGAUCCGAGGUGGGAAGUCGAUCACGGACCGCCCAUCCCGAAUGAUCUAUUACCCGAACCAUAUCUUCCCUAGUGGCCUCGGGGUACUCCUGGCCUCUUACACGUUCAAUGAUGACGCCGACUUCUUCGUUCCCCUCAGCGAGGAAAAGUGCGUUGACGUGGUGAUGGAUGACCUGUCGGAAAUCCACAACGUCUCCAAGUCUUACCUCAGAUCCGUCUGCAACCGGCACGUUGUACAGAAGUGGGCCCUAGACAAGUUUUCCAUGGGGGCCUUUGCUCAACCCACUCCAUACCAGUUCACCCAGCUUUUCGAGGCUUUGAAACAGAAUGAAGGGAGAGUGUACUUCGCCGGAGAGUACACAGCCCACCCGCACGCUUGGAUCGACUCAGCCAUGAAGACUGCUAUAAGGGCAGCAAGUGGGAUUCAUCUCAGUGCCUGA